CAGUGCAGUCAGUCAACGGUACGUCAGUGAACGCCAGUGGGCUGUGCUCUUCGCGGCGCGUUCGGGUCGCGUUCUUGGUUGCUUAGCACAGGCAAACUCAACAUUGCUGAAAGAAUGGCGGAUGAAGAGAAAGCAACCAGCCCUCGAACUAAAAAGAUUUUUAUAAACCUCAUCGACUCCUAUUCUUCUGAAUGCAUCGGAAAGUGCCUGUGUACCUGUAUUCCUGGAGCGUCUUUGGAGGAAGCCGAGGUCGAGGAAGAAAAUGAAGUAACUUUCCAGAUAGUGGGAACCGUCGAGACAAGGACGGAUAAACGGGGGUCUCGUUUUUCAUCAGAAGAGUAUUGUGAACUUGGCCGUGAAGAACUCCUGCAACGUCUAAUGGAAUGCGAUGUUAUCGUUUACAACAUCAGCGAAAUGUCUGAGCAGUUGGAUGAGGCGUCUUGGGCGAUAUCUGCGCUGCAUAGUGAAAUAAAUCAUUUCGGUGGUCCGAAGAUUUUUAUAUUGAUAUCAACCGUGAUGACGUGGGCCCUGACCAAACCGAUUGACCCAGAUGACCUGGACGUCCCUUUCACUGAGGAAGAUUACAGAAGACGGCGACCCCAUCCAAACUUUAAAGAACACAUUAGUGUGGAAAGACUUGUGCUUAAAAUGGGCAAAACCAAAAAGUCCAGACUCUCUACCUAUGUUGUGGCUGCUGGUCUUCAAUAUGGAAUGGGAGAGAACAUAUUUCACUACUUCUUCAGGACCUCUUGGUUGGGAGAAGUUUCCAAUAUUCCUGUUUUUGGACCAGGCAGUAAUGUCAUUCCAACAAUACAUGUCAGUGACCUAGCAGGUGUGAUCCAGAAUAUUAUUGACCACAAGCCAAAGACGCACUACUUAAUGGCUGUGGAUGACUCCAAUAAUACCUUUGAAGACAUUGUCAAGGCAGUCAGCAAUGCUCUUGGUCCAGGAAAAAUAGAAAAAGUUCCAAAAGAAGAGGCGUUCCUCAUCAAAGAUUUCACUCAAGGGGACAUCGAUUCCCUCUCCAUCAACCUGCGCACAGAAGCUGUCUUUUUGAAGAACCGUUUUAAUAUCCAAUGGGUGUGCGAGUUGGGGAUGGUCGCAAGCAUUGACCAUGUGGUGAAAGAGUACAGGCAAAACAGACAGUUGCUGCCAGUCCGUAUCUGCAUCCUGGGACCACCCGCAGUAGGUAAAACCACAGUGGCGACAAAGAUCUGCAAACAUUACAAAGUCCAUCAUGUCACAGUCAAGGAUGUCAUUGCUGAGAAGAUUGCACAGCUGGAGGAAGUGGUCCAGAUGGAUAAUCAGGAAGAUGAGAGUUUCGAUACCUUGGCUGCACAGGAACUCUUGGAGUCUCUGAAGGACAACAUGAAUCAGAACGGAGGUCCAUUGGAUGACCAGCUUGUUUUUCAAAUUCUGAGAGAGAAGCUGAAUUCAAAACCAUGUAGAAAUCAAGGGUUUGUUUUGGAUGGCUAUCCUAAGACAUAUGAUCAGGCAAAGGAGCUGUUUUAUGGUGAAGAGGAAGCAGAAGAUGACACCAGAUCCAAAAUGCCUCCGUUCAACCAAAACAUCAUCCCAGACUAUGUUUUCUCUCUGGAUGCCACGGACGAAUUCCUGAAAGUGCGUGUGCAGAACCUUCCGGAGUGUGUGGUUGAGGGUACACACUAUGCUCAGGACCAGUUCCUCCGCCACCUGGCUGAAUUCAGGGACCUUAAUUCCCAGGAUGAAACAGUGCUCGACUACUUUGAUGAGCUGGAGAUUCAUCCCGAACACAUAGAAAUUACAGGUGAUGAGGAUUCAGAAUUCCUGGCUGCGACUGAGAAAAUCAUUAAGGCUGUAGGGAAAGCAAAAAACUAUGGCCCCUCAGCUGAGGAACGUGAGGAGGAGGAACGGAAGAAUGCCGAAGAGAGGGCAAAGCUGCUGGCAGCAGAGAUGGAAGAGAGAGAGAGGAAGGAGGCAGAGAAGGCAGCUAGGCAGGCCGUUCAGUUGGAGGAAUGGAGUAAAAAUCUGAGAGAGGUAAAAAGAGAGGAGCAAGAGUUUCUGGAGGCUCGUUCCGUCCCCUUAAGGAACUAUCUGAUGAAGAAUGUGAUGCCCACCGUCACCCAUGCACUGAUCGAAUGUUGUAAAAUCAAACCAGAUGACCCAGUCGACUUUCUGGCGGAGUAUCUCCUGAGAAACAGUGCUCUUGUUGACUGAAUCUCAAAAAUGGCUCAACCAUGGAGAAAAGAUUAAAAAUAUUAUAUAAAUGUAUAUACUUGUGAACUAUUAAAUUCAUUUUCCCUUUAUAAUAUAUGCAAUUUGUCUUUAUGAUUGUUUGUGUCAAUGCAUAUGGAGCUCACUGUAUGUGUGUGUGUGUGUUUAAAAUAUCUUUUAAAUAUUUAAUGUGCAAACACGACCAACAUUUCGACACUAUUGCGUCUUCAUCAGAGUCAAAACAGCAGUGACUUGGAUAGAGACCAGGUAAAUAGCCUCACCUAGACUUCACCUGAGUUUCCUAUAGGUGGAGAGGCAAAGGUACAAUUAUCCAAUGCUGUUAAUCCACAGAAGGUCACAUGAAACAUAAAGAUAUAGUUAUACAAAUAAAUAUAGAAAUAAAUAUUUCUCCAGUGCCUUUCUCCGGGUAAGUCCUUUUAAGUGAAGUUACCCAGAGUGUCUUCUGUAUGUCUAUUACUGAGAGCACUGAAGAAGCUGGCUGAAGUGCGUGUGUGUCUCUAUAACUGAACUGAGUGAAAUAUGUUUAUAUUCUCAAUCCAGCAGUUUUAACCGCUAACCUUUGUUUUGUGUUCGGCACUGUUAUGUAUUUAAGUUUUGUUUUGCUUUGUCUCCCCCAUGUGGUGGUUGUGUUCUUUUUUUAUGGGUGUGUUUCAGUUUGCCCAUUUGAGUUUAAUUGGUGAUCGGGUACACCUGCUGCCUAUAAGAAGACUACAGCUCCUGAGGCGCUGUCUCUCUCGAUUACUUGCCAUGCCGGGCUGGAGAAGCUGCAUUGCCAUUCCUUAUGCUUUGAUUUUGGUGCAGACUUUUUUUUUCUCUUUCGUUUUGUUAUUUUAGUUAUUUCUUUUUCUAGAUUUCCAUCGGUCAGGUGAGAGGGCCCCCAGGUCCGACCUCCAAUUGCUGUGGGGCCUGACCCUCUCUUUUUGUUAAUUUUAUGAUUUUCCUUACCAGCUGUCUUCCAUGCCUUUGAUGAAUUAUUUAAGUAUUUUCUUUUUUGUGUGUAAAUAAACACUAGCCCUGUUUGGGUUACUGACCUACA
Molecule: messenger RNA, 3250 nt
Organism: Anguilla anguilla (European eel)
Lineage: Eukaryota; Metazoa; Chordata; Actinopteri; Anguilliformes; Anguillidae
Product: adenylate kinase 7-like
Exons: 18
Coding region: 115-2196 (693 amino acids)
Biological process (GO): nucleobase-containing compound metabolic process
Cellular component (GO): cytoplasm
Molecular function (GO): AMP kinase activity; ATP binding
Source: RefSeq, a predicted model, not a curated record